Molecule: messenger RNA, 5865 nt
Organism: Vitrella brassicaformis
Lineage: Eukaryota; Vitrellaceae
Source: the annotation of a GenBank genome assembly
AAUCGACACACGACGAAUCCUCCACACACUUGCUAACUCAGUCAGUCAGUCAGUCAGUGUCUGCCGUCAGCUCUGCGAUCUAUUUGUGCCUCGAGUCGUGUCCUCUCCGUCUGGACGAAGCCGUGGGUUAGCUGCCCUUCGUUGCGCAUGACCUGGUUGUACAGGUCACGGUGCGCCUCGAACAAGCCCACUGAUGGCAGCGGCACACCAUCGCCAUCACGACCCACAGGCGAUGCACCCUGGCCCUCUGCUGUGGCUGCUGUGACUGCCGUGGUGAGGGCUCUGGCCCACUGCUGCAUGAGGUGGGGGUCAUGCGCACCCGUUGGGCGGUUGUAGCGGGCCAUGUCGUCUCGGUGGCGGCCGACGUCGGGCACAAAUCGGGUGAGGUACUCGCCCUUGGUCGAGAAGCGAUGGAUAUUGGCUACGUAGUGGCUCGUGUUCUGAACGCACGAAUCAACGAAUCAAUGAUUCGUUCGAUCGUAUACACACAAAGACAAGUGUAGUGUGUGUGCGUGUGUGUGUGUGUGUGUGUAGGGUGGCUUGCCUGCUCUAGUUCGUCUCUCAUGGGCUGGAAUGGGCUGCCGGGUCGCAUGAUUGUGUUGCGCUGGGCCGUCUUCCAGAGGUCGGGCCACUCGAUGACGUCCAUCAAACGCCAGUACACCUUAGGUACACAGAGAGUGGAUGGACACACAGAAACAGACAGACAGACAGAAUGCAUCUCCCUCUCUCCCUGUGAAUGUGUGUGCGAAGGAGGGGGGCAGGGGAGGUACCGACCGAGACGAUCCUGCCGUAUUCCUCGAGCAGCUGUCCCUCAGGCGGGUGGCUGCACACAACACACAACAAGGCAAUCAACCACCCAGCCAUACAUUCAUGCCAGCCAGCCACGCAGAGCCUCUCCCUCUUUUGCUCACUUGCUGAGCAUUUCGAACGUGCAGUGGAUGACCAUGCUCAGCGCCAGAGUCACCUCCGUCUGCCGGUAUUCAUCACACCCAGGGCUCUCCUCCUCCCCCUCCUCCUCCUGCUGCUGCUGCUGCUGCUGCCGCGGCUGGCCUCUGGGUCUGGCCUCAUCCAGGCAUGUUGCCCACAGGCAGGCCAGCAUGCUGGCCCCGUCGUAGCAGCGCCCCGCCACUAUCAGCUCGUAGGCGGACUUAGCCACGUUCCCUGUGAAUAGCACGCACCGGUAGAAGCCGUAAAACUCGCGCUGCAGCUCUGCAAGAGUGGGGCGCUGUUGCUGCUGCUGCUGGCUGUCGCUGCGGUGCUGCUGGGGCGGCCGAUUGUUGUCGCCAACGACCGCGGGGCUUUCUUCGGGAAACCUGUGCGGGGCCGCGCGCGUCGCCUGGUCCUGCAGACAUGCACACAGAGACAGAUGGGCCUCGAUGGAUGGAUGGAUGGGAUCAUGUGUGUGAUUGUGCAUGGACGCACGGACCUUAUGUGUGAGUAGGAAGCUGUUCUCGCCGUCUGGGUCGAGGUCGACGAUGACCUCUGUGAGGGCCUGGGUGACCUCGUCGGGCUGGCCGGCCUCCUGCGGCCGGAGGAGCUCCCUGAUCUCGGGGUGCUGACGCAUCGCCUGAUCCACCUGCUGCCUCAGCAGAUGACGGUCCAGUGUCACCGUUGCGUGCCUCCUGUGGCCCCUGAUGCAUCAAGGCAAAUGCAGGGCACAGAUACACACACAUCCACGGCUGUCUGUCGGUCUGUCUGUCUGUCUGUCUGGGUGGGUGGGUCGGUUGGUGCCUACCAUGUGUUGCGUGUGUAUGUCCAGUGGUAGGCGACGAAGAGGAAGAUGAAGCACUCGAGGCUGCGGAGUCGGGGGUCGUGUGCCUGGUCCUUGACGGCCUGCACGUUGAGGGCGUUGGGCUGCCAAAAGCGAAGCAUGUAGUAGCAGUCACCUUCCUCGUUCAGGUACUCGUGGCGACGGCCCGCGAAGGCCUGUUGGUGGGACAUACAUACAAACAUGUCCAUCCAUCCAUCCAUCCGCGCGUGCAUGCAAUGCGUACGGUGUAGAUUUCGGUGGCUUUUGCGAGUAUCCCGAGGCGCCUUUCGUGCUCCUGCCAGUCGUCCACUCCUCGCUCAAGCGCCUGUGGAUGGCCAGUCACCACCAUGCAUUGCGUUGCAUGAGCCCUCCCGUGCGGUCUCUCGCAUUCAUCCAUCCGUACCAGGUUGUCUUUCUCGAUCUCGUCGAUGAGGUGUUGGGGCACCUGCCGCUUCAGGUAGUCCACAACCAGCCCCCCAUACUCAUGCGCAUCGCUGGCCACCACAUCCGCCCCGCCCUCGCCGCCUCCCUCCCUCUCCUCUGUUGGCCAGCUGCCACCAUUGCCAUUGCCAUUGUCAUUGCGAUUGCUCGCCUCUGCAGGGUGCUGGUGGUGUGUGGGUGGGAAUAUGAUGCUGAGGUUGUCGAUGCAUCGGGCGGCGUAGGACUGGUCGACGUAUACGGCGACGUAGGCGUUGGUGCCGUUGGCCGACCUGGUGCCCUCCGCAUGCAGCAUCACCUGACAUGACACAGAGAGAGAAACAUAGGCGGAUGGAUGGAUGGAUGGAUGGGGAAGCACCACAUGUGUACUGACCUCCUCUGAUGUCACGGUUGACACGUUUGAGUCGCCGACUCUGUACCAGGUGCCUUGCACAAGGUUACGCAGAUACGCCCAGUAACGACCUGCAUACAAACAUACAGUGGGAGAAAGGACACAACGGACACGAAGGAAGCAUGAAUGGCCACAUUCACUCUCGCUUUCCCUCUACGCACCUUAUCCAGCUUCACCCUGCGGACCCAAAGACAGGCACACAGCACACAUAUAGACACACAACACAUGUUCUCUCUCCCGUCUGCCUGCCUGUAUGUAUGUAUGUAAGUGUGCGUGUACGCACCUGGUGAAUCCACAGUGCGUGCAGGUGGUAAGGGUGGUCCUGCAUGUGCCCAUGCGCCUUGUCGAUCUUCCCCCUGAGCGUGUUGACCCGGCUCUCCAGCUCGCGACGCUGCUCCUCAACCACACUGGCCGUGGCACCCAACACACUCGCCGCGACAUGGACCUUCUCAGCCGCACCAUCGCCCAAGCCCGACAGCAGUGAUGUAGCAAGUUCGUCGUCCGUCUGGUGGCCGACGUGUGUGGCCUUCUCGAGUCGCUCGAACAAGGUGGCGGUCGAACGGAUGGCCGCCUCGCUGAUAUGGCUAAACUGCUGCAGCUUGCUUUCCAGCUGCAUCGUGACACAGAGGGAGACAGGUGGAUGUUCACACAACCCUCUUGUCUGUGUGUGCCUGGGGUCCCACCAGUGCUUUCUCCUGCUUGAGCUUGGCGCACGACUUCCUGAUGGCGAGUGCCUCGGUCCUGUUGGCGUACAUGAAGCGGUCAACGAAGAUGGGCGUGGCGAAGCGGAAGGGGUCGUUGAGCUGGACCUGCUGCUCGGCCGUGUAGUCGAACACCACACGAGGCAGCUGGAAAAACAGCACACUCGGGCUGCGCUUCAUCCACCACUCACUCUGCACCUGGUGUGCACACAAGACAACACAAGGUGAUGCAUACAAUGGAGGACACGCCGUCUGUCUGUCUGUCUGUCUGUAUGUCUGACCUGUAUGGUGCUCCUGCCUGGUCGAACUCCUUCAGGCACUUGGUACUCGGCUUGGUUGAAGUUCUGGCUCUCCCAUCCGCCGUACAAGUUCUGCUGCUUGAGGUCCAGAAUCACCUGGUGAAACUCGCGCGUCUCGUGCUCUUCCAACACACCACCACUACCACUACCGGUCCCCUCCUGGCGGCCCGCAUCUCUCGCACCGUCAUCCAUGACGUCGGAUUCCCUGGGAGCGGCCGCAAUGGUCGCUGCAGGUGGCUGGGGCCGCGUGCGGUGGAGCAGAGGGGCGAGGAGCGACAAUGGCGCGUUGGCAGGAGCCGUCAGUACCUGACACACCGAAGAGCAAUGCACGAACUGCCUACUCUCCCUCCCUCCCUGCUCAUGCUCACCUGCACUCCCUCUCCAAAGAAGACCUGCCUGAGCACACUGACGCCCACAUUGCCCGCCGCCUCCUGCUGCGGCGGCUGCUGCUGCUGCUGCUCGUCACCCAUAUUGCCCAUGCUCAUCUUGUCCGCUCCAUUAGGUGCUCCUGCCGCCGCUGCUGCUGCUGCUGGUCCUGCGGAGUGCUGCUGUGUAUUGGUGGGUGGAGAUGGGAGGUGGGUGCUGACGGGUCGUGGCAGAACCAUCGCACCCUGCAUGAAGCCUGAUGGGGUGAACAGAUGCAGACAGACAGACAGACAGGGAGAUGGUGUCGUGUGCGGCUUUGUGGGGCAGUCUGACCUUCCUCUAGCCGUUCGAAGAAUUCGCCUGAAAACUGCCCCACAUCCUCCUGUGUGCCUAAAGGGAUGGACCGACCCAAUUAAACCAUCCACGAACCGCACACACCAUUAGGUAUGCAUGACGGUGUGUGGCCGCAGCAGUGCAGGUGUGUACCGUUCUCGUCGACCAGGUGGCUUAGUACCUUCCUGGGGCUAACGCACUUGCGCUUCGACAGCAACAUGUGCGCAAACAGACGGCGCAGCUCCAACACUAUGUGUGAGGACAGCCACCACACACACAAUUCCCUCGUACGUAUGCCCGUGCUACAUGUGCAUGUCUGCCCCGAUUGCACACCUAGAGAUUGCGAUGCUGUCUGUCCCCUCCGUUUAGCGGCGCUCGAGUGUCUGAUACGACACACCAACGCGCGUAAGACUCUAGAGCCCCUUAGGCUGCAUUUGUUGUCGUCACCGUCUCGCUGACUCCUCGCCCAGCGGCGCAGCAUCGGCCAUCGUACCCUCACCCUCACCGCUAGCAGCACUGCACAGACACACACAAAGAAAGAGAGAGAGAGAGAUAUGACGCCACCCAAGGCCCCUUGAAGUGUUCCCUUACUGACCCAUCGGUGGUCUCUCUCUCGCUUUUUGCCGGCAGUUCGCUUUCCUCGCGAUAGCGCAGCACACAGUCGACAAGGCCGGGCACCAGGAAGAGCGUCUGGAGGGAGAAAUUGACGUGGUGGGCCGAUAGACAGAGAGAGGGACGCACGAAUGGACGCAGAGAGAGGGAGAGGUGCGUGUACAGGUAUGUUUGCCUUUCGCAACUCACGGUUUCCGAUGUGUUGGAGUCCGCACGGCUCGCCUUGUUUCCGUCCUCGCUUGUCUGGGCCUGACGGGUCGGCCGCAUCUAAUGGUGGGUCCGUCUGCUGCUCUGGUGCGAUCUGCUGCUCCUCAUCAGACAUGGCGGGGGCUGACAGAAGUGGACAACACCACGGUGGUCGGUUGGUAUGAGUGGCCUCCACAUCCAUCCCCUGGUGACCUGCACACACACACAACGCACCCAUCGUCCAUCUGUCGGCCGCUCACAGACAGACAUACCUCCCCGAUCAUCUGACUGCACACGCAGCAGCGAGGCGAGAGCAGCCUGCACAUCGCCCCUCUCCUCCAGAAGCUUCUCCCUGAUUGCACGACGUCCUUUUACACGCGCCGAUGCCUUUAUGUGCUUAUGGUCGCCGGCUGACCUUGCGGCCGCCUCGGGGAAGCCCAUCUCGAUGAUUGACCGCAGCUUCUCGGCAAAACCACCGCCACAAGGCGCUGAAAGCCACAUGGCGGGCCACGCACUGACGGGGCCCAGCCCUCACACAAGAUCUCUCAAGAGCUCGGCGCUGCUGGCAUUGAGUGUCUGUGUCAUGGCCCUCGGAGACGAGCGCAGGUCAACCGAGUAUCCAUGGCUGCAGACAAAUGAGGACAGAGGCAUGACUUGCGUCCUAGUGUGCUAUUGAGCUUUCAAUUGGCUCUCUCUUCCCACCUGUGGGCAGCCUGGCCGCCCUUUGAUGAGUUCAUGCUCCAAACUCACCCAGAUCUUCCUCCGCAAUGGUGCGAGCUACAAACUCUU